Messenger RNA from Anthostomella pinea, 1461 nucleotides. NCBI's taxonomy places the organism in Eukaryota, Fungi, Ascomycota, Sordariomycetes, Xylariales, Xylariaceae. The record is from the annotation of a GenBank genome assembly.
AUGUUUUUGCGCCCCGAGAAAGACAUCUUGCAACGGCUAGACGACAUUCCGAGGGUCGAACCCGAACCUGACGAAAGACGAGACCGGAUCAUCGUUGGGAAGGCCGUCGAGGAGAAACUGUCCGGUCUAGGAGAGGAUGUCAAGGACCUUGUCACAGAGGAACUGUCCCGGUCAGCACAAGGGAGCGCUAUAUGGAUAAAAAUGGUAGUCGAACUCCUCGAGAUGCGCCAGGUUCGAGCGCUCACUCCUAUGAGAGCUUUUCUGGACCGAUUGCCACAACCUGACCAGCUUUCACAGCUUUAUAGUAGCCUUCUCUCUUGCCACACCUCAGACGACCUGCAGAAUCAGGGGCUCGCCAUCUCAGCCUUGGAGACUUUCGCCAUCAGUCGAAGACCUCUUACCAUACUGGAGGUCGCUUGGGCAGCCACCCUGAGCUGCGCCAAGGAGGACGUUACCUCUGUGGCUGCUCUUGCUGGGUUGGUGGAUCACCAGAGGGUUAUGGCAUUGAUACGACCGUUCGUGGCUUUGGUUGACUUUGACGAUACCAAGAGAUGUCAAGUCCGGCUUGUCCACCAGUCAGUGGAGGAGUUCGUCCUGGAGGGAUGGACCUCGACGCGACACGGCCUGCAACACUCGGACACCUCGCCGACCACAGACGACGCGCAAGUUAAGCACACUGCCCGGCGCUUGGAGGCGAGCAUCUUGAAUAAUUGCAUCAGGUAUCUCUUGCUAGUUGAGAUCGGCCUCAACUACCUGUUCUCCGAAGGACAAGAGGCAAUUGAAGCUAUGCCUCAAGAAUACGACUUGUUCGGCGACCAUGAUGAGCCUGCCAACUACGAUCCGACCGUGACGUGGGAGACGUGGGAGGAAAACAUGGUUCGGUACGAUCCGUCAGAACGUGGCCUCGGUGAGCUUUUCGUCUAUGCAUCUUGUCAUUGGGUUGAGCAUUUUGGUGCCGUCGAAGUCGAUUCGCCACCAGGUCUGGCGAGCAUAGAAACGCUGUGUCAAGCAGGCUCACUUCGACUCAAAAAUUGGACUGAACAAUUCACGCGCCCGCAAUGUACAAUCCAACGGCGAUUCGUCUUCGACAGCCGCCUCUAUGAUCCUCUUAGUAUCACCUCUCUGUACGGCUCGGAAGCCAUGCUUCAAAUGAUGCUCGAGGGCUCCGACUUUAGCACGGUCAAAUUCCUUCCCAACUCGCCUAUGGUGGUCGUCGACCAGAUACUCCGGUGGGGUGACAAGUCCAGAAUCAAGCUGCUCUUUCUCAUCAUGAGAGCCUGGUCCUUUUCAGGCAUGAGCGACCGAGGAUGGGACACCCUUUUUGACCUCGUUGACGGUGUGUUAGAGACAAUGAUUCGCGAGUCGUGGGGAAGCGAACUCUUGCAGCCCGGCACAAUCCAGAGCUCAGGGCUGAACUCUUGCACGGCUGCCAACGAACAGCAGGCUCUGCGAUCUACAUAA